Molecule: messenger RNA, 1308 nt
Organism: Plenodomus lingam JN3
Lineage: Eukaryota; Fungi; Ascomycota; Dothideomycetes; Pleosporales; Leptosphaeriaceae
Source: RefSeq, a predicted model, not a curated record
AUGCUCGGUCCAAUGAAUGCCUUGUUGCAAUUACAAUUACGAUUGGGACGAGUACCCUCCAACACUACAGCGACAUCGAGCCGGUUUCCUAGCGCGAUGAGGCUCCCAUUCGAGAUCCUCGUCCUCGCGUUCACCCAUAUCGCUUCUUCCGCGACCCUCAGCGCCCGCAGUGCAAGCUUUGAUAGUCUACUCGGCCUCACUACGCUCCCAUAUGACCAUUCGAGAGAAGAGACGGGGGAACAAGCCGAUAAAUACUUCCACGAAGCGACGUUUGACAGACACUAUGACGGGCGGUUUGCUGGAACAGAGCUCCCGUUGGAGACACGGACAUGGCAUUUACGAUUGCUUCUAAAGACUUAUAUCGAGACAAUGGAGCGGAUUGGCGUGCGGACAUGGAUCAUGCAUGGAUGUUUGCUGGGCUGGUUCUGGAACGGCAGGAUCAUGCCCUGGGAUAACGAUGUGGAUGUUAUGGUGGAAGAGAGAGGGAUACAAGAACUGGGUCAUUGGUGGAACAUGACCGUCCAUCACUUUUCCGGUCGCGACCUAGGUCUCCUGGAUGAGCCAGCAGAUGCACAACAAGAGGAGAGCGCGGAAGAGCUAGACAAAGGCCAGCUCAUCGCAGCAGAAGCCGCCAAAAUGAACAGAGCGACACUCAUACAACAAGUCGUCAAGGAAGGCAAAAAGUAUCUCCUGGAAGUCAACCCCCACUACACCAACACCUCGACAGUCGACAAAUACAACCAUAUUGACGCGCGUUGGAUCGACACUUCAACCGGCCUUUACAUUGACAUCACAGCCCUCCACCCUGCUCCUCCCAAACGCCCCUUGGCCGAUCCCCUCGACCCAGACGACAAUAACUCGGCCAAGCCGCCUCUCCAAUUCUUCUCCAAAGACAACCAUGCCUACACCUCCACGGACCUCUUCCCGCUCCGCCCCACCACCUUUGAAUCCAUAGCCGUCAAGAUCCCAUACGACUACAAUUCCAUCCUCAUCGAGGAAUACGGAACCAAAGCACUGACGCGCACAUGGUACCGAGCCAUGGGCGCAGACGGCUAUGGCUUCGACGGCCAGAAGAAGGAGUGGGUGAAGCAGGAAUUCCGCUUCAGCGACGAGGCCAAGGCGCUGCGGGAAGCGGAGGGAAGGGGCCUAUGGGGGUUACUGCGGUGGGCUGGAGGGAGGAGGGGAAAGGGCGGCAAGAGGAGGAAGGAGAAGACUGUGGAGGAUAUUCUGGAGGGGAGGGAGGGGGAGUUGAUUGAUGAAGAGGAGGAGGAGGAGGAGGAGGGGUUUGCGCAGUUUGGAGGGAUCUGA